This is a messenger RNA of Aphanomyces astaci, 679 nucleotides long. RefSeq lists its product as hypothetical. Bases 39 to 569 code for a protein of 176 amino acids. Gene Ontology annotation, cellular component: mitochondrion. The transcript is spliced from 4 exons. The record is from RefSeq and is a predicted model, not a curated record. Gene Ontology annotation, biological process: mitochondrial respiratory chain complex II assembly; tricarboxylic acid cycle; protein-FAD linkage. NCBI's taxonomy places the organism in Eukaryota, Oomycota, Saprolegniomycetes, Saprolegniales, Verrucalvaceae.
CGUUGUUCGGUGGCAUUCCUGCUAGCAACUUCAUCAUCAUGCUGUCAGCACUUGCCCGUCGCGCGAUUCCUCACGCUACAUCUGCUGUGAGACGCCACAACGUAACCAUUCGAUGCUUCUCAGACAACCUUGACCACUUGAAGAUAUCGGAAGUGCAAGAGAGCCGAGUCCAGGAGCGCUAUGUGCAGAUGCGCAAGGAGCAUUUCGGUCGACGAGAAGAAUUUCCUGCCUCGAGCCAAGGGGAUAUCGACAUUGAUGCAGAUACCGCGAACCGCAAGCGCGUGAUCUACCGCAGCAAGCAGCGUGGAUGGUUGGAAGUGGACUUGCUCAUGGGACGCUGGGCCAGCGAGAACGUGUGGACGUUGACGGCGGACGAAUUGCAGCAAUACGAAGACAUUUUGAACCGCGAAACGAUCGACAUUUUCAACUUUAUUUCAGGCAAAGACGCCAUUCCAGAGGAAGUCAACACCCCCGUGAUGAAGCGCAUUCAGGACUUUUGCUUUUCCAACCCACUGGGCAAAGCAUCCAUCCAAGGGUUCUUGGACAACAAGAAGCACAUGAGCAACUAAACGCGUUUCCAUCUACUACCCUCGUACUACAAUAAUAGCACUAGUAGGCUUUCGUACUAACUACAAACACUUGCACUCGGACUAUCCUAUUGAUAGUAGUACUACAAUAA